Molecule: messenger RNA, 695 nt
Organism: Heterotrigona itama
Lineage: Eukaryota; Metazoa; Arthropoda; Insecta; Hymenoptera; Apidae
Source: the annotation of a GenBank genome assembly
AUGUUGGCUCCCCGGCGUUUUCAACAAGUAAGAGAGAGCGUCGACAGGAAAUUUGCGGUGGAGACGGCGGUGGAAACGUUACACCGAGAUUGUACGGACCCGUGUAGACCGAGGGGUGGGAUUCAAACUUUCGGGUUCGCGUUGGGUCGCUUAAUCAACCUCGAGAGCAAGCUUUUGUUGGCUGGUUCUGAUACGGCCGCCUGGGGUUCUCAUGCGUCGCUCGCGCGUAUUUUCUUCCAAGAAAUAAUUCGAUGGUUUUACGCCAGUCAGGCUGUCCCUUUGUCUCCGGUGCGGAUCCAUCGGGAGGACCAACCGGUGCCUUUCCCUGGUUCAUCCCGCCGGUGUUCCCACCGCCGUGGCCGGCAAGCGCGCCCAAGCUGCCCCCGUUGCACGCCAUCCUGUCGCAGUACAUCGGCCUACCCCUUCCGCAGAACCUGGCGUCCCUUAGCACGGUUCUGCCGGUCGGUUUGAACCCGGCCUCCACCCUCAAUCACAACAACGUCAACGGGCACACGCUCGGAAGUCACAUACCUGGACAUCCGCUGAAUCUCGGCGUGCAGAGUCUACCGCAGAAUCUCAGUUCGAAGCACGACAAGGAGGAGGACUCCGCCUCGUCGGACGAUGAGAUCAGGAGGCAGAGCGCGGAGGUGCUCAGAGUGAAGGCGGAGGAAGUUCUACGCAAGGUGGAUAAUUAA